GACGUUCCGCUGUUGUUAGAAUGGCCACAAGUCGGUGCGGUUGACUCUGCCCACUCGCCAGUCGCUUUGUACUUGAGCUUUUUAUACCGACCGACACAGAAAUCGCGGGAUUAGUCUUCUUGCAUUCCACAACCGGUAGCAGUGAGGAGCGUGAUGCUCAUACCGGACAACACUAUAGUCUCAGUGAAAGUAAUAGUAUCGUUCCAAUAAUCAGCAUCAGAUGAAGUCGUUUAUGUGGUUCGUCUCAGUGGCCCUGGCAGUGGCGACGAUGACUGGGUUCGUCUUUCUAUCGGAUGCUGAUCUCUUUGAUUUGUUCAAAUCGGGAUCCAGUUAUAAUCAGAGAAGUAGAUUGAAAAGGAGUCGGUUGUAUCCGCAAUACGUCCUUCCUCCCGAUCAGGACAGACAGCGUUACCAUCAUCACCAAGAGGAAGAUGGACACCAACAUUCAACGCAAGACGAGCAUUCGACGGCUAGCGCUUAUCUCAAUUCUCAACGGAGUCGCUUGUCAUCAACUGAAUUCUGGUCGAACGAAGAUUAUGCCCAGCUGAUGCCACGGCCGACUCCGUUCCCGCCAAACCAUUUCAUCAAUCAGCCGUAUUUCGAAUCGAAUUUGCCGGCAAAAGCAGCAACGCACAUUUUGCGUACUUACACUAACGUUGCCAAGAGACAGCAACUUAACACCGAGAGGCCAACAACGUUCAACCACAAAGUAACAAGAGAGGUCCAUCACAAUAUCGAACACCCAACUAAACGCACUUCCUUCGUUACGAGCCUCGCAGCGCCAGCGGUUCAGACGAAGGAGCAAAAUUUCAAUGACUUGGACAUUCCAUUAAAAUCGUCCGAAAGUAAAAGUAAACCGAGCUUCACCAAGAUGCUUCAGAAGGCCCUCGUUCGCCGAAGUGGCGAAACGAAAAAAAAGCAAAAACAAAUGAAAAAUGAGGCCAAGCACGAAAUUGCGCAACAACGUGACUAUCGGCACGGUGGCGGGAGUUACGGUGGCGGGAGUAGUUACCAUCAACCCCCGGUGUAUUACAUUCCCAAUCAUCACAAGCAGAAGGAUUACAGCGUGUUGCUGAAAAUUUUUUUGUUGGCCAUUUUGAUUCCGUUGGGCAUUUGCAUCGCAUUGGCCGUCAUUGCCGCCUUCUUCACAGGUAUAUCGGCCUACGGCAGGUACCUGGUGACCUACGUCAACGCCACCAACACGACUUAUUAUUUCUUCAACGGGUUAAACGGCUUUGGUGGGUUAAAUAACUUGUUUGGAAUCGGUGGAUUGGUCAGUGCGGCAUCCGCCAGCAGCGGCGCAACAGCGGCGAUUGCGCAGCAACAACAGCAACAACAGACGAGCAGCAACAACAACAACAACAACAAUAAUGACAACAAUGCCAACAAUAACAAUAAUAACGUCGCUGUUAUCGUCGUCAACAUCACGGGAAGAGCUAACAAUGAUGAUAAACUCAACUUCUUGGGCAAACCGUUUAAGAUGAAAUCGGCCAAUCAAGAUGAAGACAGUGUCAUGGAUUAUUUUUAAUACUCUUGUCAAAAUUCCCUCUUUUGUUUUCAAACCUCUUUAUUAAAAUACGUAUGGGACAACAUUUUGCGGGCGUGGGAUAUGUUUGAUGAUUCAAUGUGAUGUCUGUAACUUGAUGCUUUUACGAUGUGAAAAAAAAAGAUAACAACCAAAAAUAAAACAAUUGUAUCCAUAAACGUAAAAAUUGGGCCUGUGGUGUUCGGUCUAUUCAUAUAAUAAUGUUGGGAACGUGCGUAAUACAACACUUUGAUCAUUUUAAUA
Molecule: messenger RNA, 1789 nt
Organism: Daphnia magna
Lineage: Eukaryota; Metazoa; Arthropoda; Branchiopoda; Diplostraca; Daphniidae
Exons: 4
Coding region: 221-1528 (435 amino acids)
Source: RefSeq, a predicted model, not a curated record